AUGAAGCCCUUCAGCUCGCGUAACGGUGCCUCGGCUCAGCCUUCCAGGGAUGGUGAUGACAACUCCCGCGCCGGCACCCUUGUUCCUGCCGAGAGGUAUUCGGCGGUCUUCAAUCUUGUGGCGCUUCUUCACGGCAAUCCGGUCCACCAUCUCGCCAUUGAGGCCUUUGAGCGCAAUCACCUCGAAAUCAUGAGGCUGUCUCUUCAGCCUGACAUCGACCUUCGUGGUGUUGCCCGGCUGAUGGGCAUGGCUUCCGAGCAGAUGCUGCAGACCUUCGUUGCCGCCUCCGCUGCCGCCAACGGCUACAAGAAUCACGCCAAGUACUCCCACUUCUACUCUGUCGAGCUGGAGUUGGCCCAGGAGCGCUACGACUAUCUCUCCGACGACUACCGCUACAACAAGGGCAAACUGCUGAGCGUCGAGCAGCAGUUGAAGGUCAUGGGCGAGAAGAUUCAGGAUCUUGAGUAUGAACUUGAGAUCAAAGACAAGAAGAUUCUGGCUUUCGAGCACCAGCUGGAGGUCAUGGAGGAGAGAUUCCGGGAGGUCGAGCGGAAGGCUUCCAACAACAAGCAGCGGAUGGAUUCGUUGUUCCAAUGGGCUCAGCAGAAUGGCAUGGUCUUUCCUGUUCACAAAAGCAAAAAGCAGAACAAUCGCACAAUGGACCAGCAGGCCGCUUUCCAGAACAUGAAGCAGCGUGUGGCUGAAAUUCAGAAAGGCAUCGACGCGAUCACCCACACUCUUGGUGAACUCGAGAUGAAGAAGCAAAACGUCGAUCCCAAGCAUCCCCUCAAGCCCUUCAAUCUGAAGUACCUGGCUACCCAGCUGCCCUCCAUUGCGCCUCAGUCGGUCAUUCUCAACCGAGGCUACAUCCAUGAGGUUGCCAACAGCAUCUGCUACCCGGUUUGCAUGUACAUUGCCGAUGAAGACGGUCUCCGGAAGAAGGACUACUUUACCACCGCGACCUACAUUAUCGCCGCGCUGCUCGACUCCAUGCGCGACCACCGUGGCCUGAUGAUCGAGAGCAAGGGCAAUGAGAAGAAGCAGGCCCGCAUCAACUAUGUUCUUCGCGCACACAUGUUCGAGGUCCAGGCCAAGGUGCACGAGGCAAUUCAGCAGGCCUUUGGCGAGCCUGGAAAGGAGGGAACUGCGGACGUUGAUGGGAAGCGAUUCGUCUACGCAUUGGCUGCGGAGGUAGCUCCCUACGCCACCAAGAUCCUCGGUUAG
Colletotrichum karsti is the source of this 1224-nucleotide messenger RNA. RefSeq lists its product as uncharacterized. The record is from RefSeq and is a predicted model, not a curated record. The coding region runs from base 1 to 1224 and encodes 407 amino acids. The transcript is spliced from 6 exons. Lineage: Eukaryota; Fungi; Ascomycota; Sordariomycetes; Glomerellales; Glomerellaceae.